AUGGGCAUACCAAUAAUGAUAUGUAGCAUUGAAGAUAUGGAUGGUGAUGACUACUCUUGGCUAGAUAACGAUGAGGCAAAGAGCUACUUGCGCGAGUUGUUUAACCGUGGCGAGGAUCCGAGGACUGAUUACAAUGUCCUGUGUAGCUCAAUCAACGACAUUUACCUGUCGAUCCUUAGGAUUCGUGAGGAGAUGACGAACUCGUACAACGUCCUCCUCACGUGCGUUGACUUGCUUAAAAAGUAUGUCAACACCAACUGCGACAAUAGUGAGGACGAAAUGGCUCUGGAAUCUUCCACUUCAACUACUUUCAGGGGCAACCAACUGGACGAAGUGUCUGAAGGACUCAAUGACUCUCUAGGUGAAGACCCUCAGUAUUCUUUCCCUCUGGCCUCUUGUGUGAAGUGUUCCUGUCUCAUUAAGAUUGUUGUCAACCAUGCUGUGGCUGGGCUUUACAUUGGUAAGAAUGGCGCUCAUCUAAAGAGCCUUCAAAGUAAGUACCAGUUCAAGCUCACUCAAUCUGGUCGCGGCGCUAAGGGCGAUUUUACUGGCGUGGGCUAUCCCUGUCAUAGGACAAACACGACACUUCUUUUCCAGGGGAAUUUGGUAGACAUUUUACAGGGUCUUAGGCCUCUUUACAAGAUUAUUCAAAGCGAUAUUUUGGCUCUCGACGAAAAGUCUAUGGCGUUCCUCAGUGGACGCACUCUCAAGGUGAAGUUUGAGUUGAAUCUCGUUGUUCCUGCUGACAGGAAGCGCAUUUUACUUCAGGACACUGGACGUAGGUGUAUGCAGCUUAGAAACGCUUCUGGAGUUGAAAUUAUUGCUGGUAAGCAGAACUUUGAGGUUGGCAAUAUUAAGGAGAGCAUUGUUACUCUCUUUGGGUUUGAGGAGAAUGUUGAGAGGGCUAUGGAAUGGCUGGGUAUUUUUCUCCAGGAGAGUCCUGCUAUAACUUCUGGCGAUUACUACUUUAUGGAUUAUCCCAAAUACACCACUGCAAUUCCCGAAACCAACAGAUCUUAA
Molecule: messenger RNA, 1020 nt
Organism: Theileria annulata
Lineage: Eukaryota; Apicomplexa; Aconoidasida; Piroplasmida; Theileriidae
Exons: 1
Coding region: 1-1020 (339 amino acids)
Molecular function (GO): RNA binding
Source: RefSeq, a predicted model, not a curated record